This is a messenger RNA of Wasmannia auropunctata (little fire ant), 3941 nucleotides long. RefSeq lists its product as uncharacterized. Lineage: Eukaryota; Metazoa; Arthropoda; Insecta; Hymenoptera; Formicidae. The transcript has 2 exons. The record is from RefSeq and is a predicted model, not a curated record. Bases 1 to 3237 code for a protein of 1078 amino acids.
AUGCGGAAGGUGUUCCCCGUGCUCGCGCUCAUCGCAUUCGCGUGUGACAUCUCGCGCGACGUUCUCGUCCACGGCGAUCCCGCGAGGAAGCCGGAAGCUGCGGGACGAAGCGGCGGCUAUGAGUAUCAUCAGACGGAACCACGUGGACGGUUCGGCGACGCGGAAGUGCCGCAGAGCUCCGCGGAAAAUCGCGAGCGGUCGAGCGAGCCUCCUGUAGGCAAGUGGAGAAGCAACGGCGAGGCUCUCGAGCCCAAGUGGCGCGACGGCGACUCCGUGCCUCUGCUGCCUUUCUCUCAUUACCGGUCCUACGCGAGGGACGAGGUCGAGGAUGUUGAGCAGGAGGCCUCCUCACCGGAGGCGAGUCGCCGACCGUUCAAGUAUCAUUACGCGAUCGAUCAACCGGAUCGUCCCCGAGGGAAUACAGGCAGACGAUUCCCGCCGGCGGACGAGUACGACGACCGCGAGGCCUCGUACCGAGGUCGGGACGAUUACGAGAAUCCCGACGAGGAUUACCCGCGCAAGAGGCGUCGUCCGUUGAAAAGCACGCAGAGUCCGACUGCUCCGUUCGAGGAGACGAUCGACAGCGCGGCGAGCAGCGACGGGAAACGCGGUCGUAACAUCGUCGACAGUUUGCUGAACGACCGGGAGGCCACCUGGAGGUAUCGCGAGGCCUUCCAGGCGCGUCCGAACGAGUACGAGCACGAGUUCAACGACGAGGAGUACCUGAGGCCUCGCCCGCGGAAGAGGCGACCGCCGCAGAACUACGAGUUCGCUCUGGCAAACGAGGCAUCCUCCGACGACGGGGACGAGGAGCCGGGAGACACCGCUCGAUAUCCGCCGAAGGGCGACGGCAAUCCUCCGGCGAAGGAGUCGUCCGACCAGGAGCGCGAGAAGGCGCUCGAGCUGAAGUCGCUUCUGAAGAUGCAGCAGGAGGAGGGCUCGAGUCUGUCGGAGAUACUGCAGCGCCGAAAUCUGACCCUGAACGAUCUCCUGAAGGGCAAGGCCGACGUGAUCAACGCCCUGAAGUCGCGGAUCGCCGACGAGUCCGACGAGUACAUCGAGGAGAUGUCGAGGGUGAUGUCCGACUCGCUGAUGAAGCUCGCCGCGACGGUGACGCCACCCUGGGGCUCCACGCAACCGUUCGAGAGUACCACGAUAAGAAUCACGACGACCUCGGGUGCGACUCGGGAUGACUCUGCAGCGCAGACGGCGGCCGUCGCGGACGAGGCAUCGAAGAGUCACGAGGAGGUUCCCACGAGUCGCGUUCGAGAAGAAUCAUCGCAAGACGCCGCGGAGAGGAUGACGCAAUCCGCGCACGAGUCCUCGUGGCUGAGAGCGCCGACGACUCCCCUGACGCUUUCGACGGUGAUCACCACGUCGACGCCGCCGCCGGUCGCGGUGAACUCCGCGGAGUACUUUCUGAACGACGACGGGAACGCGGAAUCGUCGAGCGACCGCGCGGAAUCGACGAGGCUCGGGAGCCUCGACGAGGACGAGAUCAUGGAGUUCUCAGACUUCACGGACUUCAAGAAGGGCAAGAGCUCGGCGCCGCCGGUUUGGUCGAGCCCGCCGGGAUCCGAGAGAAUCGUCCCGCAGCCCCGCGACACCGUGUCCACUUUGAGCAUCGAGCAGAUUCUCAAUCCCACGGAGCGGACGAUCAGGCCGGCGGAGGGUCGUGGGAACGAUCGGGAUGACGACAUCGGAGGCGAUAAUAACGAUGGAAAAACGACCAGGGAUAACGAUCGAACGGUUUCCAUCGGCGUGCCGACCGCGGAGGAUUACAACACGUUUAUCGAAGCCGAGUAUCAGAGCGACGCUCCGGACGUCGAAGACGACGGGCAGCAGAGUAAGGAUCACUCGAGUAAAAUUGACGCUGUUGCGGGUCAGGCCGAGGGGAAACAGAUCGCGAGUCCGGCUGAUGACAGAAGGGAGAGGCCGCGCGACAAGAAUCACUCGAUCGAGUAUCAUCAGGUGACCCGAUCGCCGGGAGGUCGCGAUCGCGCGUUGGAGAAUCACCGGGACACGAGACGCUACGAGGAGGCCGUGUCCGAGAUCGAGCCGGAGGCGCGAGCGGAGAUCUUCGAGCUGUUCGCGUCCGGCUCGGCCGGCAGGCGGCUGGAACGUCUUCUCAAGUCGCGGAACAUGAGCGUGGAGGAGCUGAUAGCCCUGCGUCAGCGUGGCUCCAGCAAGGUCCAUCUGACGGAGGUGUCACGGCUGAGGAUGUCCAAGCCGAAGAGCCGUCAAACUCUGGAGGGCUCCGACGCGGGCGACGGACGGAUCGUCAUCCCGCUCUCGUCCACGGGCAAUUCUAACGAGCCUUACGACGAAGUUGCGUUCUCGGAGAAGAGAAUCGAGGCGCAAGAGGCGAUGAAUCGAUUCCGCGACAUCAUGAGCUAUCUACACGAUCCGUUCUUCGGCAAAGACGUGGAGAACAUGUCGAUGUCGAGACUGCUAGAUCUCGCCGAGCGCGACAGAAACGCGCCGACGGAGGGGACGUAUCCGGAGGACGACGACGACGAGCCGAACGGGAAUGCCGGCGAACUGGAGAACUCCCGCCGAACGGUGCAGAUCGUCGAUUUGCUGACGACGUUCGAUUCCCUGCCCUUCGCGAGGGACGUGCAGCGGCAGCGGGAGACCGAAGUCGACGGUGACGAACGCGAAUCAAAAGUGAGGCUUGCGGUGGGCAACGAUAACGCGAGUGUAGUGGUGAUCAACGAGACGGAGAAGAGCCUUCGAUCGGACAACUCCAGCGACGAGUUCCGCGCCGGAUACGUCGAGGAGAUCGUGAAGGAGGAGCCGAACGUUAUCGAUAUAAAAACGGCGGUGUACGGCGAGACGGUGAGCGGCGCGAACGGCGGCGGCGGCGGCGGCGGCGAGGAGAGGAAGACCCUGUCGAAGGUGAAGCCGAGCAUAAUAGCGAGCGGCGCGAUACUGGGCGUGACGAUCGUCGUCUUCCUGGCGAUCUUCGUCACGUGCCGAAUUCGGCAGAAGCAGAAGUACACGUACAGGAACACGUUCUCCCGCGCGGUGUUCCAGGGCCCGGUAAUGGCCGCGAGGAAGCUGUCGAACUCCAGCAGUUUGAGCGCGGUGAUGGUGAACGUCGUCGCCACGUCGACGACCAAGAGGCCCGAGAGAACGGAGGCGCAAGACGAGGAGUUCGACAACAAGAGCGACAUGGAUAACGACUCGUUAGACGCGAACGACAGUUGGGAGACGAUACCCGAUUACGCGAAGUAACUCGUCGCCGGCACGAUCGCACGGUUAGCCUAUUGGUUUGGCGCAGAAGAUUCGUUUUUUUAUAUCAGUCUCUCAUUUAUUGAAUAAAACUGAAAAGUGUCACUUUUUAAUCGUAUUAAUUUCAUAGUAAUAUUUACUUGAAACGAAAUUACAUUGCUAUUAAAAUUGUAUAAUAUUGUUUUUCCAUCUCAAAAGUUUUUCUUAUAUUCGGAAUCUUAUAUUCGGAAUAUUCAUUAUUUAAAAUAAAAGAUAACAGAGACGCGUGUAAAUCUUUUGCGUCAAUCUAAUAGAAAAUUGCCAGUAUUUUUGCUUAUCAAGGAUGAGUUAUCCCUAAGGCUGAUGAUGAAUGUCUCGUCGCGUUAUUUUAUCGACAAGGAAGCAAAUCAGUUCAAUAGUUGUAUAUAUGUAUGUACUUUUCCAAAUCACUCGGUACAAAAAAUGUUGCAAUUAAAAUAUACGGUUAUAUUAUUUUCUAAAUAGGAUUUUCUAAGAAAUGAAAAUCUUUUUCAUCGUGAAAAUUGCUAAAUCGUUUUGCUGAACUUCUACGUGUAGAAAAUAAGUAUGUAUUUAUUUAUAGGUUUAUAUGUAUAUGUUGUAAGAGUUAAAUUUUAUAUAUAAAUUGUAAAUUUUACUCAACUAUCGACCGAUUUACCACCCAUUGAUAACCCAUCCUUAUUUAAAAUUAAUUACAAUCUAAUUGCUCU